This is a messenger RNA of Hyla sarda, 8838 nucleotides long. It is a transcript of the gene FASN, whose product is annotated as fatty acid synthase. The record is from RefSeq and is a predicted model, not a curated record. Lineage: Eukaryota; Metazoa; Chordata; Amphibia; Anura; Hylidae. Gene Ontology annotation, cellular component: cytoplasm. Gene Ontology annotation, biological process: fatty acid biosynthetic process. Bases 316 to 7839 code for a protein of 2507 amino acids. The transcript has 43 exons. Gene Ontology annotation, molecular function: phosphopantetheine binding; 3-oxoacyl-[acyl-carrier-protein] synthase activity; oxidoreductase activity.
UCUCCCCCAGGUUGUGACUCUCCUCCCCUCUUUGCAGAGGUUUCAGGUUUGGGGUGGGGAUCACCCCGGAGCCCGGCCUCCUCUCUCAUUGGACGGCUGCAGGGAGAAGCUGUCAGCCCAUGUGGCGUGGCCGGCAGAGGAUGUCUGUCAUUUAAAUAGACGGUGCCGCUCCGAGAGUGAGGCUGAGAGCUCCGAGACAUCCCAGAGACUGCACCAGGGGGCACCGGAGAGACCUCACCAGGGAGGGGGCACAGGAGGAGACUGCUGCAUCACCUGAAGAGACCCUCAGACACAUCGGCCAGGCAGAGCACAAACAUGGAGGACAUUGUAAUAGCUGGAAUAGCGGGCAGGCUCCCAGAAUCAGACAAUCUGCAAGAAUUCUGGGAAAACCUUAUAGGAGGAGUGGACAUGGUAACAGAGGAUGACAGAAGGUGGAAACCGGGACUAUAUGGAUUACCAACCAGAAAUGGAAAACUCAAAGAAAUCAACAAAUUUGAUGCCUCCUUUUUCGGCGUCCACCCAAAACAAGCUCAUACCAUGGAUCCACAACUGCGCUUACUUUUGGAAGUUUCCUACGAAGCCAUAGUAGAUGGAGGUAUGAACCCAUCAGAUAUACGUGGCACAAAGACUGGCGUCUGGAUAGGCGUUAGUGGAUCAGAAGCAGGAGAGGCCUUUAGCCGAGAUCCAGAAGAGUUGCUUGGGUAUAGCAUGACUGGAUGCCAACGUGCUAUGUUUGCCAACCGUAUAUCGUACUUCUUUGAUUUUAAAGGGCCAAGUCUUUCUAUAGACACUGCUUGCUCAUCCAGCUUAUUGGCUUUAGAAAAUGCAUACAAGGCGAUCUACCAUGGGCAGUGCGAUGCUGCAAUUGUAGGUGGUGUCAAUUUGCUGCUUAAACCCAACACAUCAGUACAAUUUAUGAAGCUGGGCAUGCUGAGCCCAGAUGGAACAUGCAAGUCUUUUGAUGCCUCAGGGAAUGGAUAUUGUCGUUCAGAAGGUGCUUGUGCUGUCCUGGUCACUAAGAAGUCUCUGGCAAAACGAGUGUAUGCUACCAUUGUGAAUGCUGGAAGCAAUACAGACGGCUAUAAAGAACAAGGAGUGACCUUCCCAUCCGGUGAAGUGCAGCAGCAGUUGCUGAACACUUUGUACCAAGAGGCUGGAAUCCAGACCAGUGAGGUGGAAUAUGUGGAGGCCCAUGGUACAGGCACUAAGGUUGGAGAUCCCCAGGAAGUAAACGGGAUUGUGAGUGUUUUCUGCAGGUCAGAAAGAGAACCGUUGUUACUUGGCUCCACCAAGUCCAAUAUGGGCCAUCCAGAACCUGCCUCUGGUCUUGCUGCAUUAUGUAAGGUCGUUCUCUCUCUUGAGCAUGGUGUUUGGGCCCCAAAUCUCCAUUACAAGAAUCCAAACCAAGAUAUCCCUGCUUUGCAAGAUGGAAGAAUUCAAGUGGUGACUGAACCCAUUCCAGUAAAAGGUGGUAUUGUUGGCAUUAACUCUUUUGGAUUUGGUGGCUCCAAUGUUCACGUGAUCUUGAGACCAAACGAGAAGACAUUAUCCUCCAGUGAGGGAUCCCUUCCUCUUCCACGCCUGGUUCAGAUAUGCGGAAGGACACAGGAGGCUGUCGAGGCUCUGGUAGAGAAAAGUCAAAAACUUGCCAAAGACGGUAGUUUUGUGAACUUGCUAAAUGACAUCUCUGGAAUGGCCUCUUUAGCCAUGCCGUAUCGGGGAUACACACUUGUGGGAACAGAAAGUGAUGUAAAGGAGAUCCAGCAGACACAGGCAUCUGGCAGACCUCUGUGGUACAUUUGUUCAGGAAUGGGGACACAGUGGAAAGGAAUGGGUCACAGCCUCAUGAACUUGGAUAUAUUCCGUGAGUCCAUUUUACGAUCUGAUGAAGCACUGAAAGGAACCGGACUGAAAGUGUCAGAACUUCUGCUCCAUGCCGAUGACAGCACUUUCGAGGACACUGUUCAUGCAUUUGUUGGGCUGGCUGCAAUCCAGAUCGCUCAGAUUGACAUGCUGAAAGCAAUGAGACUGGAACCUGAUGGCAUUGUUGGACACUCAGUCGGAGAGUUAGCUUGUGGAUAUGCAGAUAAUUCGCUCAGCCACACAGAAGCCAUACUGGCUGCCUACUGGAGGGGACGGAGCAUCAAAGAGGCAAAACUCCCUCCAGGUGGAAUGGCUGCCGUAGGGCUGACUUGGGAGGAGUGUAAAAUUCAGUGUCCACAGGGAGUGGUGCCGGCUUGCCAUAACUCUGAGGACACAGUCACCAUAUCAGGCCCAAAGGAUUCUGUGCGAGACUUUGUUGCGAAACUCAAGAAAGACGGGGUGUUCGCCAAAGAAGUGCAAAGUGCAGGAGUGGCCUUUCACUCUUACUACAUGGCAGCUAUUGCUCCAUCCCUUCUCAGUGCCCUGAAGAAAGUCAUUACGGUUCCUAAGCGGCGUUCUCCUCGCUGGAUCAGCACAUCCAUUCCAGAGGCCCAAUGGCAAAGUGACCUUGCUCAGUUAUCAUCAGCAGAAUACCAUGUUAAUAAUCUAGUCAGUCCGGUCUUAUUCCAGGAAGGCUUGCAGAGCAUCCCAAAAAAUGCAGUGGUGGUGGAGAUCGCCCCUCAUGCCCUUCUUCAGGCCAUCUUGAGGAGAAGUUUGAAGCCGACCAACACAAUCCUUCCUCUUAUGAAAAAAGGACACAGUAACAAUCUGGAAUUUUUCCUCACAAACAUUGGAAAAGUCUAUUUGAAUGGAAUCAACGUUCAUAGCAAUAACAUCUACCCUCCUGUUGAGUAUCCCGUUCCCGCCGGAACACCCCUCAUCUCCCCUCUCAUUCAGUGGGAUCAUAGCCAGACAUGGGAUGUUCCCAAACCUGACGACUUCCCUGCUGGUUCAGGGGGGUCUACAUCAUCUACAGUCUAUAACAUAGAUAUGAACCCAGAUUCUCCAGAUAUUUUUAUGAACGGACAUUGCAUUGAUGGUCGUGUCCUAUAUCCAGCUACUGGCUAUUUAGUUUUGGCAUGGAGAACGUUAGCCAGAUCCGUGGGGGUAGUUAUGGAGCAGACACCUGUCCUAUUUGAAGAUAUUACAAUUCACAGAGCAACAAUUCUCCCCAAAACAGGGAUUGUCCAAUUGGAGGUCCGUCUGAUGCCGGCAUCAAAACGGUUCGAAAUCUCCGAAAACGGCAAUCUAACAGCUAGUGGGAAGAUUUCCAUCAUGGAAGAGAAUUAUUUAAGUGAUUUCCGGAAACAGCUGACAGACACCAUUAUCGAAAGCAGCGAGACGGAGGAUUUCUUGUUGUCAGACAAGGACGUGUACAAAGAGUUACGGCUGCGAGGAUAUGACUAUGGACCAACCUUCCAAGGAAUUAUUGAAUCCCAUAGCAAAGGUGAUAAGGGGAAGUUGCUGUGGAAUGAAAACUGGGUGACCUUCCUGGACACAAUGCUGCAGAUGAUGGUUUUAAGGAUAAAUGGUCGCAGCCUCCGCUUGCCCACGAGGAUCCAGUCGGUGUCCAUUGACCCCGCAACACAUGAGGAACGUGUAUGUGUGUUUUCAGAUGACAAAAAAGUAAUUCCUGUGUUGGUGAACAAAUUCCUAGAAAAAAUGACAUGUGGAGGGGUAGUGAUGAGUGGUCUCCAUGCCACCACUGCUCCACGGCGCCAACAGCAGCAAACUCCACCUACCCUGGAGAGUUUUCUAUAUACCCCUUACUUUGAAGAUGAUUGUCUACAAGGUGACAAUGACCUACAGUCUCUUCUAGAGCAAUGCACAGAUAAGAUCUGUGAACUAGAGUCAAAGGUGGUUCAGCACGGAUUACAACUCAACAUUCCUGGAAUCAAAACUACAGGAAGAUCUAAAAGAAAUAAAGGUUUAAGCACUCCCCCAGACCACGGUCUCCAUCAUGUCCUCACAGAGAUCUGCAACCUUGAGUUAAAUGGCAACCUGCACUCUGAACUGGAAGAAACUCUGACACAGAAGAACCAUCAGCUCCGAGAUGAUCCUCUUCUCAAUGGGCUGCUCACUUCACCUAAGCUGAAAACGUGCCUGGAUACAGUUCUGGAGAACAGUAAUCCCCAAAAAAUGAAGAUUAUUGAAGCCCUAACAGAACAUGGAAAUUUGUCUCCUUAUGUCCUGAGCAUGCUGAACACCCAACCAAUGCUACAGAUAGAUUACAUUGCCACUGACCGCACUCUGGAAACUCUCUCUACAAUGGAGGACAGUCUGAAAGAAGCUGGAGUUUCCAUAGAGCAAUGGGACCCAUAUACUGCUCCACCGAAUAAUGUAACUGGCGCUGAUCUAUUGGUGUGCAAUAGUUCUUCACAUCUCCUACAGGAUCCUAGUCAAGUUGUCCCCAAUAUGGCAGCAGCCGUGAAAGAUGGCGGAUUCCUUUUGCUUCAUACACUUCUAAAGGGAGAUAUUUUAGGAGAGACUAUUGCCUUUCUGAGGACUCAAAAUGUCCAGCAGAAAGACGGCCUCCUUUCCCAGACAGAAUGGGAGAAGUUGUUUGACAGUGCCGGUAUGAAUGUAGUUGCCAUGAAAAAAUCCUUCUACAACUCAGUCAUUUUCUUAUGUCGUCGACGUACCCCAGAGAAGAAACAUCUUCUCCUUCCAGUUGAAGACAUGGACUGUUCAUGGGUGGAAUCACUAAAGGAAGCUAUGGCAGAUUCAUCUAAUCACAGUCUCUGGCUAAGAGUCCUAAAUCAUCCAAAUUCUGGUGUUGUUGGAAUGGUAAACUGCCUGCGACAGGAACCAGGAGGGAACAAAAUUAGGUGCAUCUUUAACUCCGAUGUGAAUUCAUAUGAAGUCUCUGACAAAGAGACUCAGGAGCUGCAGAACAAGGAUCUGGUGAUGAAUGUCUACCAGGAUGGUCGGUGGGGAGCCUUCCGUCACAUACCCUUUCAGAGAGGACAAACUCAGGAUGAAACAGCCUACGCCUUUGUGAACGUGCUGACCAGAGGAGAUCUUUCUACCUUACGCUGGAUUGCAUCUCCUCUACGCAACUUCCACCCUACUAAUCCCAAUGUUAAACUAUGUAAAGUCUACUAUUCAUCACUCAAUUUCCGGGACAUCAUGUUGGCAACCGGGAAGUUGCCUCCCGAUGCCAUACCUGGAGACAUAGCACUGCAACAAUGCAUGCUGGGAAUGGAGUUCUCAGGACGCGACCCUGCAGGAAAAAGGGUCAUGGGACUUCUUCCAGCAAAAGGCCUCGCCACCGUUGUGGAUGCCGAUCAGCGCUUCUUAUGGAAUGUACCAGAAGACUGGUCUUUGGCUGAUGCUGCCUCAGUCCCUGUGGUCUACGCCACGGCGUACUAUGCUCUGAUAGUACGUGGACGCUUGAGGAAGGGUGAGAGUGUUCUAAUCCAUUCUGGAUCAGGUGGUGUUGGCCAAGCAGCUAUAGCCAUUUCUCUAAGCAUGGGUUGCCGCAUCUUCACAACAGUAGGAUCUUCAGAAAAGCAGCAAUACCUCCAGAGCAGAUUCCCACAGCUUGAUGACAGCUGUUUUGCCAAUUCCCGAAAUACAACUUUUGAACAACAUGUCCUUACUUUUACAGGAGGGAAAGGAGUGGACCUUAUCUUAAACUCAUUGGCAGAAGAAAAAUUGCAGGCUAGUCUCCGUUGUCUGGCCCGCCAUGGGCGCUUCUUGGAGAUUGGCAAAUAUGAUCUGUCGAACAACACGCCACUUGGAAUGGCUCUUUUCCUGAAGAAUGUGGCAUUCCAUGGAAUUCUGCUUGAUGCCCUUUUUGAAGAAGGAAACAAAGAAUGGGAAGAAGUGUCUGAUCUACUGAAGUCUGGAAUUAGAGCCGGAAUAGUGAAGCCACUAAAGUGCACCAUCUUCACUCGUGAUGAGGUGGAGCCCGCCUUCAGGUUCAUGGCUCAAGGAAAGCACAUCGGCAAAGUCCUUAUAAAGGUCCGUGAUGAGGAGUUGGAGUCUGAAGCUCUUAUUCCUGCUAUCCCUCGAACAUCUUUCCCGUCGACAAAGUCUUAUAUCGUUACGGGAGGACUCGGUGGCUUCGGCUUGGAGUUGGCUCAGUGGUUAAUUGAGAGAGGUGCCCGGAACCUCAUCUUAACCUCCCGGUCUGGCAUCAGGAAUGGUUAUCAAGCCAAACAAGUCCAGACGUGGAAGGAAGCAGGGAUUACUGUGAUUGUAUCCACCAAAGAUGUCGCCUCUAUAGGAGGAGCCCGUCAGCUAAUAGAUGCUGCAUCACAGCUAGGACCAGUGGGUGGGAUCUUUAACCUAGCCAUGGUUCUAAAAGAUGCCAUGAUUGAAAAUCUAUCCACAAAACUGUUUCAAGAUGUGAACAAACCAAAGUAUGAUGGUACUCUUAAUCUGGACAGGGUCAGCAGAGAGAAGUGUCCCGAGUUGGAUCAUUUUGUGGUAUUUUCCUCAGUGAGUUGCGGGAGAGGAAAUGCCGGCCAAAGUAACUAUGGAUUUGCAAACUCAACAAUGGAGCGCAUUUGUGAAAAGCGACGUCGGGACCAUCUGCCAGGCUUGGCUGUCCAGUGGGGAGCUAUUGGCGAUGUGGGUGUCGUGCUGGAGACUAUGGGGAGCAAUGACACCGUAAUAGGGGGCACAUUACCUCAGAGGAUCAGUUCAUGUCUGGAGGUCCUCGAUCAAUUCCUGAACCAGCCUCAUCCUGUUAUGUCCAGUUUUGUCUUGGCCGAGAAGACAAUCUCUGUGAAAACCAAAGGAGCUGGACAACAAGAUUUAGUGGCAGCUGUAGCUCAUAUUUUAGGUGUCCGAGAUGUGACCAGUUUAAAUCCAGACACCACAUUGGCUGACUUAGGGUUGGACUCUCUAAUGGGUGUAGAGGUUCGGCAGACGCUGGAACGGGACUAUGAUAUAGUCAUGGCCAUGAGGGAAGUCAGACAACUAACAAUUAACAAAUUGCGGGAGCUCUCUUCCAAGCCUGGACAUAAUGAAGAGUCCAAACCCUCUCAGAAAACCUCUGUGCAACCAGAUCUUAGUUUUCUGGAUCUUAAUAAUCUCCUGGUAAAUCCUGACGCUUCCACUAUUACUAAGCUGAAUGAUGUCCAAAGCAAUGAGCGCCAUCUCUUCCUGGUCCACCCCAUUGAAGGAUCCAUCGCAGCAUUCCAAAACCUGGCCUCAAAACUUAACAUUUCCUGCUAUGGACUUCAGUGUACAAAAGCCGCUCCCCUGGACAGCAUUGAGAACCUUGCAGCCUACUACAUACAGUGUAUAAAGCAAGUGCAGCCAGAGGGGCCCUACUGGAUAGCUGGUUACUCCUUCGGAGCCUGUGUGGCCUUUGAGAUAUGCUCCCAGCUGCAGGCUCGGCGGGACGGCACAUAUUCCCCCGACAGCUUGUUCCUCUUUGAUGGGUCACAUUCAUAUGUUGCUGCAUAUACACAGAGCUACCGUGCCAAACUGACUCCAGGCAGUGACGCUGAGGCUGAAACCGAGGCCCUGUGUGCGUUCAUCCAGCAGUUCACCGGUUCUGAAUAUAAUAAGCUGCUGGAAAUUCUCCUCCCCCAGAAGGACUUGGAGGGCAGAGUCAAUGCCGCAGUGGACCUGAUAACACAGACUCACAAGUCCAUCAACCAUGACACCCUCCACUUCGCAGCUUCCUCCUUCUACUACAAGCUCAAGGCUGCGGACCAGUAUGUCCCCGUCACUAAGUAUCAUGGAAACAUCACCCUGCUGAUGGCAAAGACAAAAAAUGAAUAUGGAGAAGGCCUGGGAGCGGACUACAAAUUGUCUGAGGUGUGUGAUGGGAAGGUGUCCAUUCACGUCAUAGAAGGAGACCACCGCACGUUUCUGGAAGGAACCGGUGUCGACUCUAUCAUCAGCAUCAUCCACAGUUCCCUAGCUGAGCCUCGCGCGAGUGUCCGCGAGGGUUAAACGAAAGCGCUAGUGUGUCAUCUCCUUGCAAGGCUCCUGUAGGUUCUGCUAACAUAACGGAGAAAAUGGCUUCAUCUAACACGCUGGACUGGCAUCUGGUCAUCCGCAGAGCCCUUAUGAGCCAUUACUUCACCCGCAUUUCCCAGUGCCAUAAUGGUAACUCCAGUGGCCAAUCACCCUGGAAGACUCAUCUUUCAUGUCCAUCACUACUUUCCCUGCUCUAUGUGUAGCAAACACAACGAAAGCUCCCCAUGCCUCUACAUAGAGUAGCGUUCAUUUUGUAGCAUGUUGUUCUUAUCAGUAUUCCAAAGGUAAAACGUUAGCACUUAGAAACCCUGCGCACCACUUGGAAUGACUGCUCCUCGUCCUCUGAGGCUUCUCCGUGCCUGUGAAGAGGCUGACGGCUCUUUGAAUGACAUCGGUCUUCGUUCCGUGGAGUCCCUGUCAAUCUCGACGUCUUGAUCGCUGUUGUAUUUUUGUAAUUUUUUUUCUUUUUUUAUUUCAACGUUCCGUAAUUUAUUGUAUCUCUUAUUGUUCUUUGGAUCACUCACUCAUCGGAGAUGCGUUCAACUCCAUCUGGACAUGAUACGUGGAGUCAAAACCGUCAUGUCUGCUUCUUGAUCUGCACUUGUACAAUUAUUCCCCCUCCCCAAAAAAAAAUUAAAAAAAAAUCAUAGGCCGGCAUUUAUCAUUGUAGGUGUAAGUGACAUCUUUUUUUUGUGUGCUGGUAAUAUGUAGGAGCGCCAAAUGUAUUAAAUGGUCGCAGAGCGUAAUUUUGCGCAGGUACACAUUAGCCCUGAUUUACUAACAUGAUCCCGACUCUUUUUAUCGGGUUAUGCGACACAAUUUGUGUUGCACGUCCUCUGCGACACUUUACUAGUAAAAACCCGAUUACUCAGAGUAUUUUUUUUUUUUAAAGGGGUACUCCGGUGGAAAACUUUUUUUUUUUUAAUCAACUGGUGGCAGAAAGUUAAACAGAUUUUUAAAUUACUUCUAUUA